Messenger RNA from Cantharellus anzutake, 1317 nucleotides. RefSeq lists its product as uncharacterized. The record is from RefSeq and is a predicted model, not a curated record. Lineage: Eukaryota; Fungi; Basidiomycota; Agaricomycetes; Cantharellales; Hydnaceae. The transcript is spliced from 2 exons. Bases 1 to 1317 code for a protein of 438 amino acids.
AUGUCUGCCCCAGACUCGAUUCCUGUAGCUUCGGGAAGCGGGGUGAUCAGCUUCCCAGCUCUCUGGGCGUACAUAGUCCCGGCUCUGGAUCAUGUCAUGCGUUCUCCUUCAGAGAAUGGCGAGGCCCCUGCUCUAGACGUAAACUACUACAUGGGCGUUUACACCAUGAUAUAUAAUUUUGCUACCACCAGCCGUAUCGAAAAUACGCUCCGGUCUGCUAACUCAAAUUCACUGAUGUCCCACUUCGGCUUUGCAUUUCCACCUGCCUCCGUUGAUUUCGUUUCCUCAGCCGGAGAACUUGCUUUGCCGUCGCCAUCUCAAGUGUCCAAGAGCUUGGGUGCUGAGCGUGCUGAACGAGUUAAAUCAAUGGUGGGAUUCGAGCUCUAUGUGCACCUUGAAGAGUAUUUCCAAGAUGUCGCGAAGGAAAUUCGUUCCAAAAUACCGAACGACGACUCCGAACUACUCGAUUAUUAUCUCGAGGCUAUUCCCGUUUUUCCGUGGCGUCGCUAUCAUAAACCGCCAGAUGGAUUUAAAGAAGAAGAAGGAAAUCGAGUUACUGGAAGACAAAAAGAGGAAGUUCUGAAGCAUUGGGGCUUCAGUGGCGGAUCCCCUGAACAGAAGAGGUUCGCAGAGUCCUGCGCGGAGGCACAUAGUUCCUCGGACAAGAUAAUCCCUAUCGCCUCUCUUGCUCAUCGUUGCUGGCGAUUGGAGGUCAUUGAGCCCCUUUUGAUUUCAAGCAAAACACCCGUUGAGACACCACCGACGACGACGACAGGAUCGGUUCUAGAUUACGCCUUCAGCCAACCUUCACCCAGUCACUCUGAUGAGGUAGUUGCUCAACUCAAAGGCCUCACAUUGAACGUUCCACGCUCCACUCAGUCCAGACCCAGUGUACCGAGUCACCUAACACCUAGGUUUGCCAAAAGGAGGACAAAACGAAAGAACACGAAAGGGAAAGGCAGAGUGACGGUAAAGACGGAUAACGGCGCUGAAGAUGAUGACGCGAGUGACGAUAUUUCCCCCGGGCCAUCCCCAUCUACUCCCGCUAGUUCCACGCUCCAAGCACCAACAUUAUCCCGCUCCAGCAGCGCGUCCUUGCUUUGGAGUAGCGUUCCCCCAUCGCCUUCCAUAUCGACAGACUCAUCCAAGGAUCGUCUGAACCGUAUCGUUGGAGAGCUUAUUCUUGUUCCUCCGCACAGUCCCGAGGGUGUCAGCGCACGUGAAAAGGCAAUGACACUCUCCAAGUCGCUCAAGAUAUCUGGAAUAGGUCCUGACAAUGCCAUUAGGAAGCGUCUCGACAAGUACCUAAUGCGUUGA